Penicillium brasilianum is the source of this 1276-nucleotide messenger RNA. NCBI's taxonomy places the organism in Eukaryota, Fungi, Ascomycota, Eurotiomycetes, Eurotiales, Aspergillaceae. The record is from the annotation of a GenBank genome assembly.
CCCCACGCAUCCCCGCACUAAUUCAAAGCCCGUGGGAAAAAAAAGGGUCGUGAGAUGAUCUUCCUCUCCUUCACUCUCAUCUUUUCUUAAAUAUACCUAUCAUUAUUAAUCCUUGCUCUAUCACAAUGAAGCUCCUCUACCCUACCUCCGUGAAACUCGACGUGCAGAGUCUGCAGGGAUUCUCCGUCUCUCUCCAUCCCUAUGAUGUCAAGUCCGCCAUCCCGGAGGAACAUGUCGACGCCGAAAUUCUGGUCACUUGGGCCAACAGCGCAGAUAAUCUGAAGGAUGCCGCACAGCGUCUGAAGAGCUUGAAAUGGAUCCAGUCUCUCGCUGCCGGUCCCAACGAUGUCCUGGCCGCCGGGUUCGACGCUUCCAAAAUCAUCAUCACCACCGGUGUCGGUCUACACGACUUUCCUGUUGCGGAGCACACUCUUGGCCUGUUGCUCAACGGAGCACGACACUUUUACGAAAUGCGCGACUAUCAACUGCAGUCCAAGUGGCCCGGCCAUCUGGGCGGCUCGUUCCCGCGGUCUGAUUUCACCACCUUGCGCGGUUCUCGCGUGCUCAUUUGGGGCUUUGGAAGUAUUGCGAAGACUCUCACUCCCUACUUGACAGGCCUCGGAGCCAACGUUCGAGGAAUCGCCCGGAGCCAGGGUGUGCGAAAUGGCGUCGAAGUCUACGCCGAGGACAAGCUUCCCGAGCUUCUUCCCGAGACGGACGCUCUUGUUAUGAUCUUGCCAGGCUCCGACUCAACGGUCAACGUGCUGAAUGCCGAGAGAUUGAAGCUGCUGCCCAAGCAUGCUUGGGUUGUCAACGUGGGUCGUGGUGUUUCGGUCGAUGAAGAUGCUCUCGCGGAUGCCCUGGAGAAGGGUGAGAUUGCCGGAGCAGCAUUGGAUGUUUUCAAGGAAGAGCCUCUUCCUGAGUCAAGUAGACUCUAUAAGACGCCGAACCUGAUUCUCUCCCCUCAUGCUGCCGGUGGAAGACCCCAGGGCUGCGAGGGGUUGAUUGCGGAUAAUCUGCGACGGUUCUUGGCCGGACAGCAGCUGAAGAAUGUGAUUUAAGAGAUUGGAUAAUCUAGAGAACGAAAGAAUAGAAUAGAUUGGUUUUUUUCCACGGGCUAGAAAUUUGUUCAAACAAAGGUUUACGGGAUGUUGAUGUCUCUACCAUGUUACGAUAUAUCCUCGCAUCUCAGGGUGGUGGAACGACCGACCUUACGAUAUUAUACCUGAAGAUGAUUCGUAUGCAAAGUGAGAGGAGGAUCUGAAUUGAGAACGAG